AGACAGGAUUCAACGAGAUUCAUCGGUGUCCGUCGAAAUUCGCAGCUAAUCUUAGAAACUAAGAGGACGAAAUGGCAAGAGGCUGUUGCGAUCGUUACGCAAAUGACAUCGACGUUAAAUGUGUCGAAGCCAACGAUGAUUGAGAAGGCAACGUGUGCCGGCUGAACGAUAUAUCAAAUAAACAAACUGCCGACAAUUGAGUCGCCGCCAAGCAUCGCAUAGUCUGUCCAUCGAAUUCGAUUUGACGAUAUCGCAGAACUGAAGCAUGGCUACCUUGGUAAUUGCGGAUUACGCGGUGAUCGCAAUUACGAUGCUCGUUAGUUCAGGAAUUGGUGUGUAUUACUGGCUCACCGGAGGGAAACAGAAAUCGACGGAGGAGUAUUUCAUGGCGGACAGAUCGAUGGGAGUGGCACCAGUCGCAAUAGGUUUAAUGGUUUCGUAUCUAUCUGCGGUUAGUUUGUUGGGUGUAAGCUCAGAAAAUUACGUGUAUGGCACUCAGUACGCUGUGAUCAACAUUUCUUACGGACUUGCUACUCCCUUCGUCGCUUACUUAUACAUGCCGGUGUUUUUCAAACUUGGCAAUGCCAGCGCCUUUGAGUAUUUGUACAAACGUUUUGGUAAAGCGGCGAGGCUGGCAGGAAGCUUCGCUUUUAUGCUUCAGCUGCUUCUAUACAGCGGUGUAGUGCUGUACGCACCCGCACUUGCUCUAGAAGCUACCACAGGUAUCUCGACAACUGCGAGCGUAAUCGGCAUGGGAUUAGUCUGCACGUUUUAUUCGACGAUAGGCGGUAUCAAGGCAGUCCUCGUUACUGACAUAUUUCAGAGUCUCUUGAUGCUGAUAGCCGUUAUCUUGGUGAUCGUUACAGCAGCCGUGAAUGUCGGAGGUCUCGAUCAGAUAUGGGAGAUCGCUCGUCAAGGGUCGCGAAUAGAAUUCGACAGCAUUUCAAUGGACCCAACGGUGCGACACACCUGGUGGAGCUUGACAUUUGGAGGUUUCUUCACCUACCUUUCCUUGUACGGCACCAACCAAGUUCAAGUUCAGAGAAUGCUAACCAUCAAAAACGUGAAGGACGCGCAAACUGCCAUUUGGUGGAGUUGGCCAUUGUCUUCGUUGAUGUCUUUGGGCCUAUGCUUUGCCGGUUUGGCGAUAUAUACCAAGUAUCGUGAUUGCGACCCCCUUCAGGCCGGAAGAAUCAACUCGUACGAUCAAUUAAUGCCGCUUUACGUGAUGGACAUGCUCUCCGAGUAUCCAGGUGUGCCAGGACUUUUUAUAGCCGGCAUCUUCAGCGCUGGACUCAGCACCAUCUCCGCCACGGUGAAUUCCCUAGCCGCCGUUAUGCUCGAAGAUUUUAUCAAACCCGUAUAUCGUUUUCGGGGCAAGGAGAUUAGCGCAACCGGAUCGAUCAUAGUCAGCAAGAUUCUGGCUUUUAUAGUCGGUAUCGCUUGCAUAGGAUUGGCAUUUAUGGGUCGAUUUCUUGGCGGGCUUCUUCAGGCUGCUUUGACGAUUUUCGGCGUGGUCGGUGGUCCUGUGUUCGGCAUGUUCACUUUGGGCAUGUUCACGCGGUUGGGAAAUCAGAAAGGAGCCAUCAUCGGACUCUUGACUAGCCUCGUUUUCUCUUUAUGGAUCGGUUUCGGUCAGCCAAAGCCACCGAUUCCGAACAAAGUGAACGUCACCGCCUUAAACUGCAGCUACGCCGAUGCAUAUUACUAUCAUGAGAAAUCGUCGAAUUUGCAUUUCGAAUACCAGCAAAAUAACAAUGACUCGUACUUCUACCUCUACCGUAUUUCGUACAUGUGGUACUGUCCACUAGGAAGUUUGAUCAGUUUCGUAGUAGGAUGGAUUUCCAGUUGGAUUUUGAGUUUAAUUCCACGUAAAGAAUCCAAGAAUACGCAGCCAGAACUUUUCGCACCGACUUAAUCAUCGCGACUAUGUAGAGAAGAAUCGAGAAAUUCGAAUGAAUUUUAUAGCAUAGUAGCACCGCGUACGUACGCUGAUUCGCGUAACGAGUGACGCAACAGACAUCUAAGAACGAACUUGUUUACAUACAUACAUUCAUACAUACACACGUAAUUUUACGAUAACGAAUAACCACCAUCGUCUUCUAAAUAUCCUAAGAUUUCCACUGACGCUCGAGUUACCAUUAAUCGGUUGCAUUAUAGAAUUUUUAAACGAACGAUCGCUCCUUAGAAGAUACUGCCUCGUCAUCCUAUAAUUUCCAACAUCGUCACGAGCAACGUAUGUCUGGUAUUUCUGCGACUAAAAAUUACACGUCUCCUCGUACAAGAAAACAGAGCUAACUUAUCGAUCGUUUAUUUGCAACGCGCUAUGGCUCGCAGAAAUCUCGCGAUUGGCCUUCACCUAAAAACAACCGAAACAAAGCCCAAAUCCGUGCAACAAGGUAUCUGUAACGUCCGUCUUAUUUCAACAAAAAUCUGAUCGAUCAAAGGAAAGGUCGGUUAGAACCGAGAGCCUAUCGUAUCUUGAAAAAAAGAAAAAAAAAAAGAACAUGUUAGGUAGAAUAUCUUAACUAACGAAAAGCUAGGUACCAUUCGAAAAAGUACGUAGAAGAUCUGUCGGAGAGAUGGAUCGGACGAAAUCGUGGUCGAUAUUACACGUACUCGGUUUCCUUUCGGAAUUCCGAUUAUCGUCACGAGGCGUCAACCUCUUCUCCUUCUCUGCAAUGAGGAGUAGACGUAAACACUACUCGAACCACGGGUGUGCUGAACGUUUACCGAAACGUUCGCAAAUCACGAUGGAAUGCCGUCAGACUAGUGUUCCCGUGCGCGGCACACGGUGACAUACAGAACGAAGCAACGACCCGUGCACUGUGCAGCGCUUACGUAAGGAAAUAACGCCGUAUCGAGAGAGACAGAGGGGGAUGGAGGGAAGGGGAGUAA
Messenger RNA from Bombus pascuorum, 2898 nucleotides. Its product is annotated as putative sodium-dependent multivitamin transporter. Lineage: Eukaryota; Metazoa; Arthropoda; Insecta; Hymenoptera; Apidae. Bases 266 to 1918 code for a protein of 550 amino acids. Gene Ontology annotation, biological process: transmembrane transport; sodium ion transport. Gene Ontology annotation, molecular function: symporter activity. The transcript has 8 exons. Gene Ontology annotation, cellular component: membrane. The record is from RefSeq and is a predicted model, not a curated record.